Molecule: messenger RNA, 1467 nt
Organism: Cannabis sativa
Lineage: Eukaryota; Viridiplantae; Streptophyta; Magnoliopsida; Rosales; Cannabaceae
Exons: 10
Coding region: 173-1174 (333 amino acids)
Molecular function (GO): protein binding
Source: RefSeq, a predicted model, not a curated record
AUAUUCAGUUAUGGAGUGAAACUGUCUUCGUCUCCGUCUCUUGGUCGAGCUUCACCUUCAGAAAUAUCUGAACUCAAACCCUUUACUUCACCACUCUCUGCAACUAAAUAAAGCUUCAUCUUUCAAUCCAUGCUUCAAUCUUAUUGAUUCCAUUCCAAUCAAGAAGACAACAAUGGCGACGGAGCUAGAAGAACUAGUGGACUUCCUUUCUUCACCAUCACCACAGGUGACAAAGGCGGCUGUUGAUAUAGUUCGAGGUUUAACUGGGUCUGAUGAUGGCUUAAAGUCCCUUGCCAUUUAUGCCAACAAGCUCCUCCCAUCACUUUCUCGACUUUUAAAUGCUCCUAAGGAGAUUUCGGAACCUGCAGCUGAAGCUCUUGUUAAUCUUUCACAAAAUUAUGAUUUGGCAGAGAAGAUGGUUGAGAUUGGAAUAGUUAAAACUUCUAUGGAUAUCUUGUAUAAGCCAGAUUCUAGCAUUGGCCACUUAAUGGUUAUGCUUUUAGUGAAUCUUACACAACAUGAUGCUGGUAUCACUUCCUUGCUUCAGACUGGAGAUGAGAAGAUGCAAGGACUCUAUGUUAUGAAACUUGUUAGAUCAUUUUGCAGAUCUUCAAGUGAAGCCAAAGAAGAUGCAUUUGAACAUGUCGGUUCCAUAAUUGUAAAUAUUUCAAAGAACAAAGCUGGAAGGGAACUUUUAUUGGAUCCUAAGAGGGGGCUUUUGAAGCAGAUGGUUAGACAGUUUGACUCACCUAAUUCAUUGAGAAGGAAAGGGGUUUAUGGAACUGUUCGGAACUGUUGUUUUGAAGCUGAGAAUGAACUACAGAAUUUACUUUUGAUGUCCGAGUUCCUUUGGCCAGCUCUGCUUCUACCAGUUGCUGGAAACAAGAUUUACAGUGAACAAGACACAUCAAAAAUGCCACUUGAACUUGGUAGUGUGCUCUCAAUCGAGCGUGAACCAGUUGUAGAUCCUGAUAUUCGCAUUCAAUCCCUUGAAGCAAUAUACUUGAUAUCAUUACAGGAGGCGGGGCGGAGAGCCUUUUGGUCUGUGAAUGGACCAAGGAUAGUACAAGUUGGAUAUGAAGAUGAGAAAGAUCCAAAAGUUAUUGAAGCAUUCGAGCAACUCGGUUCUUUGUUGGUCAAUAGUGGCGGGACAGAAGAACCUUCUUCAACAUAGAUAAUCUACUCAACUUGCCUUAGUAUAAUGGUGUUAUUGGAGAAGUGUUUGGAGAUCAUUGGAACUUGAGUGAAAGCUUUGCUUGUCUUAUGAUUCUUGUGUCACUCGUCUUAAUAUAAACUUUUUUUUUAUCAAUUGAAAAUAGUUCCAAUUUAAUGAGAAUAAUCUCGAUUGAUUUCCAAUUUUGAACAUGGAAAAAUGUUGAAAGUAUUGUCUAGAAUUUAAUAUUGUAUGUUAUGAGGCCUACUUGGAUUAUUCUUACUUGAUCAACUAAUUUGAGUAGAGAUUAUCAC